Molecule: messenger RNA, 355 nt
Organism: Colletotrichum phormii
Lineage: Eukaryota; Fungi; Ascomycota; Sordariomycetes; Glomerellales; Glomerellaceae
Exons: 1
Coding region: 33-302 (89 amino acids)
Source: RefSeq, a predicted model, not a curated record
CCCUAGUGUAUUCUAAAUUUUGAUGCUAGGCAAUGAUUUUCAUUCCCUCUCGCUCCAGUACUGGAGUCAUUUCUGUCGCCGGCGUAGCCCAGACGCGUGUCGAAACAGCUUAUCUAUUGCUAGGAUUGAGUCUACUCAGGCUGCAGGCAAUUCAGGAAGGCCCUCCUCGGGUGAUGGCGAAGGUAGAACCACGCUGGUUUUCUUCCAAUGAGGUCUCUCCACAUCAGGUCCAAGAUGAAUCUUUCUAUCGUGAGUGCUGCAUUUGGAACAGAACCAGAAGUCGGUACAUGUCCGGCAAGUGAAUGCCUCGCCGAUUACGUGCUACUCAUACAAAGCAAGGCAUUAGCAACACAUU